Messenger RNA from Nomascus leucogenys (northern white-cheeked gibbon), 1560 nucleotides. RefSeq names its product schwannomin interacting protein 1. Gene Ontology annotation, biological process: positive regulation of hippo signaling. Gene Ontology annotation, cellular component: cell junction; plasma membrane. The record is from RefSeq and is a predicted model, not a curated record. Lineage: Eukaryota; Metazoa; Chordata; Mammalia; Primates; Hylobatidae.
CUUUUUCUUUCCCCUCUUUGAGGCUUUCUGAUGCCUAGAGUGAGCUCAGCUCAAAGGUUUCCAGCCUCACACUCGCCUCACAUUCCCCCACAGUCACAUUGAGCUCUGUGAUUCUGAGGAAUACAGUGUGCCAGCAUCCGAUCCAGUCUCCUUUCACCUGCAGGUGUUCCAGAAACUUCAAAAUGCGUCUGGAAGAACUGAAAAGAUUGCAGAAUCCUCUAGAACGAGUUAAUGAUGGAAAAUAUUUAUUUGAAAAUCACCAGCUGGCCAUGGAUACAGAGAAUAAUAUUGAAAAGUAUUCCCUCAAUCUACAGCCCUUGGAAUCAAAGGUGAAAAUCAUUCAGCGAGCAUGGCGCGAGUACCUGCAGCGGCAGGAGCCCCUGGGGAAGAGGAGCCCGUCCCCACCCUCCCUCUCAGAGAAGCUGAGCAGCUCUGUCAGCAUGAACACCUUCUCUGACAGCAGCACACCCUUUGCCAGGGCCCCUUUUGGGAAGAUUCAUCCUUACAUCUCUUGGGGGUUGCAGUCACCUGGGGACAAGUUGCCUGGUGGAAGGAAGGUGAUUCUUCUCUACCUUGACCAGCCUGCCAGGCCCACUGGGUUCAUACAUACUCUCGAGGAGCCCCAGAUAGGAAGACUUGGUUUUCUCACCCUCCAGUGAAUGGACCUCAAGUUUAUGGAGGGAAUAGGAUGACCCCUGGCCUACACUGACUAAGCCUGUCAUCAAGAAAUGAGUUCCUCUAACAACCAUGAGUCCAUUUGGAACUUCUGUGUUAAAAGCCUUCAGUCCAAGUCAAAUGUUUUCAGUGAGCUGUGUCCCUGGGGAGUUCUUUGGGCCCUGCCUCUUGCUUGAUCUUUUCCAGGUUGUUGAACCUCAGCCCUCUUUCUCUGGGUUUAACCUAUUGCUGUUACUGCCUAGACAAUUUUCUAUCUUCUCAUAUCUGAUCAGCUGACUGUCUUGUCCCAAGUCCCUGCCUUCCUUCUACUAACCUCUAGCACAAACUUAAUGGAGGCCAACAUGCCCUUACCUAACUUGUGGACAUUGCCAGCUGCUCUCCAGCCCCACGCCCAUAACUGCAAUUAUUGCCUAUCUCAACUCUCUACCCCAGGCAUGUACUACACGGGAAAUCAGCUCACUAAUCUGGUCGAGUUCCUGUGUGGAGCUGAUAAUGAUGCUUCUGCAUGCUUCUGCUCUGAUUAUUUUGGCUAAGCAUAGUGGUUAAUAGAGUUCUUAGAACAUUUCUGCCUUAAAAUGUAUAACAAAAGUAAUGUUUAAGUAUGAGUGCUCAAAUUCAUUAUCUUAAUAAAAGCUGAGCACUUGUUCUGUGCCAGGCAGUCUGCUAUUAUCUUGUUUAAUCCUAUCAAUGAUCAUACAAAGAAAGGCACUAUUAUUAUCUCCAUUUUACAGGUGAUGAAAAUGAGAUUUAAAGAGAUAACUACCUUUUCUUGGGCCACCCAUUGGGUUGGAGCUCCAUAUUUUAUUCUUCCACUAUAUUCCUUGAAAAGAAGGCUGCAUUUAGACAUGGUCAAGCAAUCAGUUUGCAUUUCUGAGACUACUUUAC